ACAACUAUCUUUUGAGAAAACAUGUUUCUCGAAAAAAAAAUGAAAUUAUACUAUUUUUUUGGUGAAUGUUCAAAGAUUAUAACAAAUAUUACAUGUUAGGGUUUAUGCAGGAAUGCUAGUGGCUUUAGUAUUUCAUGAAUUGGGAUCAAUGGCCCGCACAGAAAAACGUGCAGCAAAUAUCUGACGGAGGCACUAAGCCCAUUCAAUUAACAAUACGAAUUUGAGAAGGUAAGAAAUUUAAAAUACCCGUCUGAAAUUUUUAGAAAAUGUUCUGCUCAGUUUUCACAGGAUUAAAAUUAAAUUUUUAGUUGGAAAGGCAGUCGUCCCAUUUUUUUUCUCUAUAGGAGAUUUUAGGUUUUGGGCAUUUAACAGAACAAAACCAUCCGAAUCUAAACAAUAGGAAUAUUUUAGAGUUUUAGGAUCGAGUUUUUAGAAGUAUUCAGAGUUUGUAGGAUUGAAGAGCUUAGCUAUGGCUAUGGCUGCCCCAUUAAGGCGUGCCUUGUUCUCGGCUUCUUCCAGACGUUUCAUUGCUUUAAGUAUACACAAACCUAGGGCAUUCCAUUAUUGGUCAAUGUUAGGUAGUUACGUAAACAAUGAUGUGGAAGAUCAGAACUAUGUUGUGGGAUCUUGUGUUUAUGGUCAAUCGGGGUUGAACCAGCGAUGGCAGAGGGGAUUUGCCAAAGGAAAAAAGUCCAAGGGGGACGAGGGCAUGGUUGAAGUUGUGCCAGACAUUGGCCCUUCUGUAAAGUCAGCUGCCACGGCACAGAUGCAGGCUGCAUUGGAUGCUUUGUCCAGGGAAUUGAACAAAUUGCGUACAGGGAGAGCUUCUUCGGGUAUGCUGGAUCACAUCAUUGUUGAAUCCGGUGGUAUUAGGACACCGCUGAGCCACAUUGCCGCCGUGUCUGUCUUAGACCCACAGACGCUGAGCGUGACACCGUAUGAUGUGAAUUCCAUGAAAGAGAUUGAGCGCGCCAUUGUUUCGUCUCCUUUAGGGCUAAAUCCGACAUCUGAAGGGCAAAGAUUGGUCGUGCCUGUUCCAGAAUCAUCCAAAGAGCAUAUUCAGGCAAUGUUAAAGCUUGUAACAAAGGCAGCCGAAGAUGUCAAACAGAGCAUAAGAAGAGCAAGACAAAAGGCUGUUGAUUCAAUAAAGAAGGUUGGCUCUGGCAUGUCCAAAGACGAUGUCAAGAGACUAGAAAAAGAAGUGGAUGACGUUACGAAGAAAUUUGUGAAAUCAGCUGAAGAUAUGUGCAAAGAAAAGGAAAAGGAAAUAACAGGCAAGUAAUUUGAAGGCAUGGUCUUUUGCAGAUGCUAUCAUUUUUCUGUAGAAUUUUGAUAUUAGAGAUGAUUUUGAGUAUUAUUGAUCUUCUUUGAGGAAGAGAGAGGAUUUUUUUUUGGUGUCAAAGAGGUAGCUUUCAUAUUUUCUUUGAAGAUUAAAUAAAUUCAAGACAGUUGGCCCGUGCCAGUUUAAUCCUUUUCAAUUCAAAUUUUAUACAUUUUCAUUUGUGAAGAAAACAAAUAACAGCAUCAUAUUCAAUGCAUCUUUUUGGGUUAUGACUUUUCGCUCAUUAAGUUUUCAUAUUAUCGAUU
This is a messenger RNA of Cryptomeria japonica (Japanese cedar), 1587 nucleotides long. RefSeq lists its product as uncharacterized. Gene Ontology annotation, cellular component: mitochondrion. Gene Ontology annotation, biological process: translation. The coding region runs from base 470 to 1282 and encodes 270 amino acids. The record is from RefSeq and is a predicted model, not a curated record. Gene Ontology annotation, molecular function: ribosomal large subunit binding. Lineage: Eukaryota; Viridiplantae; Streptophyta; Pinopsida; Cupressales; Cupressaceae. The transcript has a single exon.